AUAAAGCAGUUUUGUUUAUAUCAGUUGUCAACUUCUUGUUUACUAACUUUAAGGAUAUCAAAUCAGUGGCUUAGUAUUGCGAAUUAUCUUGAUAAAUAUUGAAUAAAAUGUCUUCCGAUGAGGAUGAUUAUAUGUCGGACAAAUUUCUUACAAAAUGCGUCGCAGAUGUCCGUCCCGGACUAAUAAAAGACCGCUCUAAACAACGCGAAGUCGAAAUAGCAGCGAAAAGGAUAAAACUAGACGAAGAGCAUAAGAAUCAAAGAAAGCCAAACCAAAAAGAACGUCUCGAGGAAGGUUUGAGCAGUGCAAUAUCAUCCGACAACAAAGGGUUCGCCAUGCUCGCGAAAAUGGGCUACAAACAAGGAGAGUCUCUAGGGAAAUCCUCCACUGGCAUUGUGGAACCAAUUGGCAUUCAGAUAAAAUCCGAUCGAGCAGGAUUAGGGCGAGAAGCAGCAUUACAGGACCUCAGAGCCAAACGGCAGGAAAUACGUCGCAAACGAUUGCUUGAGAAAGGCGGCGGCGUUGAAAUCUCCACCGAUGAAUUUCGACGGAGGAUGACUCAAAAGAAUGAGGAGCGACUGUUGGAAAGUGCUUUGAGGAAGUCUCAGAGAACAUGUGAAGAGUUGGAUAAGUCUAACAACGUUGAAGUACCCGCCAUGCCAUGGUUUUGGCCAGAAAGACAAGAAGAAGAGGAGGAGGAAGAGAAGGAAGCCCAGAAGGAUGACGAUGAGGAGGAAGAGGAUUUCGAAUAUGAGACCUAUGAGAAAGUCGAUUUGCUGACUUGCUACUUGAGGCACGCUUACAGCUACUGCCACUGGUGUGGAGUGCAUUAUUUUGAUAAUGCUGACCUUGAUGAGAACUGCCCGGGUCCUUUUAAGGAUGAUCACUAACAGGAAAUAGCUUCAUUGAUCUUGUAAUUUUU
Messenger RNA from Hermetia illucens (black soldier fly), 922 nucleotides. RefSeq names its product G patch domain-containing protein 11. Bases 108 to 890 code for a protein of 260 amino acids. Gene Ontology annotation, molecular function: nucleic acid binding. Lineage: Eukaryota; Metazoa; Arthropoda; Insecta; Diptera; Stratiomyidae. The record is from RefSeq and is a predicted model, not a curated record. Gene Ontology annotation, cellular component: kinetochore. The transcript is spliced from 4 exons.